AUGGUGGAAGCAGUACUAAUUGAUCUGUUCAGCCUGCCAUCGAACUUGGAGAACAAUAUCCAGAAUUUACUGUGUAACAUGCUGGGAACUAUUGAAGAAUGCUCUUCCGUCACUGCUCCACUAGUUUAUGUCAUGUGCUGGCAGACACCACAGAGUGAAAGGAAUGGUGAUCGAGAGUCCCUGCUUCCAGCUCUGAGAGAUUUUCAGACUCUAAAGAAAAGCCUGGAGGUGGUACAUGCUCUGACUACAGCUGCUGCUUUGUACACUAUCAAACAAAAACUAGAUGAAAAAGACUUAAGCAUCAUUAAAAUUAUUCUACCUGCCUUCAGAAGGGACUUAAUGAAAGUAUAUAUAGAUCAUCUCUUUACUGCAGUCUACCAGUUUGAAUUUGAGGAUUUACAGAUGGCAUCUGAUUGUAAUAACCUACUGAUAGCUGAACCUCAGACUGAAGGGCAUACACUUCCUACCCAGGACAUAGAGCUCAUCACAAGUGAGAUUCAGACGUAUUUGCAAAGUCUGCCAAGCCUUAAAGGGGAGCUCACCAUCCUCAGAUCUUACCUGAUCCCAGAUAAUAUCUUUGUACAUGGAUUCACCACAAGGACAGGUGGGAUCUCCUACAUACCAACUUUAAGCUCCUGCAAUCUCUUCAGCAGUUCCAAGCGGAGGGACCCACAAGCUGUGGUUAAAGAAAACCUCCGGAGGCUAGCUAAUGCUGCAGGAUUUAACCCCGAGACAUUUCACAGUAUCAAGACUAAUCAUGGUAAUACUGUGUGUAUUAUGGGAAAGACAGAGCCUGACAGUUAUGAUGGAAUAGUUACAAAUCAGAAAGGUGUUACAAUAGCAGCUCCGGGGGCUGAUUGUAUACCUGUACUAUUUGCUGAUCCUGUCAGAAAAGCCUGCGGUGCUGCUCAUUCAGGAUGGAAAGGCACUUUGUUAGGAGUUUCUAUGGCCACAGUAAAUGCUAUGGUAUCUGAAUAUGGCUGUAAUGUGAAAGAUAUCUUUGUGGUCCUGGGUCCAUCUGUAGGACCUUGCUGCUAUAAACUUCCUCAAGAAUCAGCUAAAGAAUUUCACAGAAUUGAUCCAAAGUGUGUGAGACUUUUUGACUCUGCAAGUUCUUAUAUUGAUCUUAGAAGAGCAACACGGAUUCUUCUUGAGACCAGUGGGAUUCUUCCUGAGAACAUCCAAGAUGAUUCUGUCACAGACCAGAAUCAAAAUGUUACUUUCUGUACUUCAUGCCACCCGGAUAAGUUUUAUUCUCACUUUCGCGAUGGCCCUAACUUUGGGACACAGAUUGGCUUCAUAUCAAUCAAAGACUGAGUUAGUAUCUCUUACUCUUGAACAGUAUUUGGACAAUGUCUGGUGCAUUGCCUGGCAUCCUGCUCUCUAGUAGGUCUUCAUUCUUCUUUUCAUGGACUUUCAAUAAGCAAUUCACAGGUCUUGGGAUUCUCCUGCUUUCCUUCCUGCCAUUCUGAGACAAGAAGAAAUAGCUAAGGUAUGAGGCCAAUAAUUCUUGUGGGAGAUAAGCCAAAGAGAACAAGAACAACCUCCACCGAUGACAAAGCCCCUCUGAAAUACAGGAUGCAAGCUCCCGUUGUCUUGACCAAAUGUUUCCCAGAAACCUCAGUGCCUUAAGAUUGUGAAAGCACAAAAGCCAAAGUCAGCAUUAGCUUCUGAAUGAACUGUGACAUACUGAUACAGGAAACCUGUAUUGCAUGUUAAUUGUUUGGGAACACCCAAUUUCAGUGACUUCAUGUGAAGAUUAACCAUAGAGAAUGAUGUGCCUGGACUUGUUUUUGUUCUUCGGAUUAGUUUAAAGAAAGCGCCAAAAUACUUACAGGGCUUUCCCUAUAGAAAAAUAAGUUAUAUGACUGAGGUGCAAACUCAUGAACCCUUACCCUUCUGUAUUGUUUUCAUUGUAUGAAGGAUAGAACUAAGACUCUUAAUAUGAUAUGACAUCUGUGCUUAUGUUCCUUUAGCGUUUUUCAUUAAUCUAUUGUCUCUCAGGUAAUCUCCAUUGAGACUUUCUGAACAGUCCUCAGUUAUUUGCUAAAUAUCUUUAAAAGAAUAUGAAUUUAGGCAGAAGAUCAGCUAAUUUUACCGACCAAUAGCUGACUUACCUGUUUUGCUAACAAAACCCAAAGCUGCCCAUUUUUCUUAUGCUCCUAUACUUUGCAGACAUCUCCAUAGAUGUGACUGUUCCUGACACAAAAACAGUGGGAACCUCCUUAUAGUUCAAUCCUUUUUCUUUCAGGUCUAAAACUGUUUACUGUAGCUUGCAGAGUUCCCAAGCAUGAGUUUUGGGAGGACUGUCCGUAGGCGGUACUUUCCAUUUUUGAAUCUAAAGAGCUUUAGAAAUUAUAGAAUAUUUUGCCCACUAGAGGUCAGUGUUCACUUACUCUGGGCUUCCACCCCUGCCUGUACUGUGUGGCUGGCUUUUCAAACAGCAUUUUGCAAAGCAUUGAAUAGCAUAUGCUCUUACUUUUGCCAGUGCAGUCAUCUGCCAAGUUGUUCUGGUAUCUCUGCUUGAAGAGUAGCCUGUUUUUCAUUUUACUGGACUGUCAUUCAAAGCUUUUCAUCCUUGUCCUCUUGGAGAACAGAUUUUUGUAAAAACUUUCUUUUAAUUGUGAAUGAUAUUACUUAGAUAAGAGUGGUUCUGAUUAAGUUACCCUGUGGUUAUAGCUGUCUACCAAAAAUUAUUUCUUCCAAUUCCUCUACCUCUUAUUUAGAAAUAUUAUUAGGUACUUCUCUCCUGUUGUAGUACU
Molecule: messenger RNA, 2762 nt
Organism: Rhea pennata
Lineage: Eukaryota; Metazoa; Chordata; Aves; Rheiformes; Rheidae
Gene: LACC1
Product: laccase domain containing 1
Exons: 5
Coding region: 1-1317 (438 amino acids)
Molecular function (GO): copper ion binding
Source: RefSeq, a predicted model, not a curated record